AUGACGCCGGUUGGUGGCGAGCUGGAGCAGUGUUGCAGUGAGCUGCUGACGCAGCAGGAGCUGCAGGAUUGCAGCGCCUCUGAUGAGGCAGCAGUACGGCGCGAGCGGCUGCUGGCACGAGCGCUGGUCAGGUCUGUGCUUGCGGGAUACAUCCCUGGAGGUGCCCAUCCUAGCAGCCUGCUGUUUGAAAGGAACCCGCAUGGCAAGCCGCGCCUGCUGUGGCCCAGCGCAGCCCGCAGCGAUCAUGUGCUGAGCUUCAGCCUCACCCACACUGCCACCCUGAUAGGCCUGGCAGUGACAGUCGAUGGGCUGGUGGGGCUAGAUGUGGAGGGCUCUGCGCGGCGCACACGGCGUGACCCGCUGCGCCUGGCCCGGCGCCGCUUCUCAGAAACCGAGAUCGCAGACUUGCUGGCCUGCCCGGAUGAUGACAGCCGGGCGGCCCGCUUCCUGCAGUUGUGGACGCUGAAGGAAGCGUACGUGAAGGCCCUGGGGCGUGGCAUCAGCGCUCCGCCGGGGCUGCGCAGCUUCAGCUUCAGACUGAGCGGCUUCCCGCAGUACCGCCAGCAGCAGCAGCAGCAGCAGCAGUGGCAGUCGCCCAAUGCACCAGGAGGCACUGGCAGCUGUUUGCCACCCGUGCAAAGCAGUACUCGGCACAGCACGGCGGAUGGCAGCAGCAGCGACAGCAGCGAUGGCAGUGGCAGCAGAAUAGAGUUCCACACAUUAGCUCCCGACAUGCGGCACUGGGAGUUUGCAUUGCUGCAGCCCGCCCCAGACCACAUGGCUGCGGUGUGCGUGCAGCGGCAUCCCAGCAACACCAGGGGCAGCCGCAUGCGCGGCGAGCAUGAACCUCUGCAACCCCUGUGCCUGCUCCACUUCGAUGCCACAGCAGUGCUAGAGGGCGGCGAUGGCAGCCUGCUGGAGCCUCAGAUUCUGGCCCAAGGGUCCUUCCCUUGUUGA
Molecule: messenger RNA, 957 nt
Organism: Chlorella variabilis
Lineage: Eukaryota; Viridiplantae; Chlorophyta; Trebouxiophyceae; Chlorellales; Chlorellaceae
Exons: 5
Coding region: 1-957 (318 amino acids)
Cellular component (GO): cytosol
Molecular function (GO): magnesium ion binding; holo-[acyl-carrier-protein] synthase activity
Source: RefSeq, a predicted model, not a curated record